Molecule: messenger RNA, 167 nt
Organism: Ambispora gerdemannii
Lineage: Eukaryota; Fungi; Glomeromycota; Glomeromycetes; Archaeosporales; Ambisporaceae
Source: the annotation of a GenBank genome assembly
GUUAUUGCAACUUUCAGAUACCAGUUCGAGAUCUGUGUUGGUGUUGCUGAGAUGGAAAAAGCUGGUGCUACCAAAAUCGCUGUUGAGAUGGGAAAGGCUGAUGCUGCCAGAAUCGCUAUUGAGGUGGAAAAAGCUGGUGCUGCCGGAAUUGCUGUUUGUUCGAGAAA